AUGCCGCACCAUGCGAUCCCACCAAAUCAUUAUACCUUCUCAUUUACUCGCACCGGUUACAAUGGUGAAGAGCCCCUACUGUCCCUAAGACCUGCUGCUCAUCACCUGACGGGUCCCGGUUCAACAAAACCCGCAUUAAUACCGAAGAGUCAGCUAAAAUACUUAUCUUUCGUGGUCCAAGGAAAUGGAAGAAGUAGGCAGAAGUACACGUAUUGGAGCGCUAAGAAUAUUGCGAAGGAUCCAAGAGUUAAUUUUAAGAGAAAGACUCUUCUAGUGGCCAUUGGUUACUUAGACAGCCCGAACCUGCCGAUAUCAGCCAUGUUCGCAAAUGAAUACGAAGACCGAGGGUACAACGUCAUCUUAGUCGACAAUCAAAGAUUUGCGACAGUGCAUUAUCAUUUAGCAUCCCGCCUAAUGCGUCCCGUCGGGAAACACGUCGCAGAAGUAAUAAUCCAACUCAUGGAAUUCGGCCUAGAUCCUUCCAAAUUAGAACUCCUAGGGUUCAGCCUAGGCUGCCACACUGCCGGUUUCAUAGCCAGCCAUUUCCAAACAAUGACAGGACGAAAUAUAUCAGCGAUAACAGCACUGGAACCAUCAGGACCAUGUUUCAGAAAUUUGGGACCGUCGGAACGACUGGAUGCUUCAAAUGCUGAUUUUGUCCAAGUCAUUCAUACGAACAUCGAUGGUUACGGCAUGGCGACUCCAAUGGGUCACGUGGAUAUUUACGUCAAUGGUGGGGAGUAUCAACCCUCAGAUAUAACAGUAUAUCCGUGUACAUCAACUUGCAGUCACUUCAGGAUUUUGGCGUUGUGGGUUGCAGCAUUGAAGAAUCCGAGAAAGUUUGUAGGUAUAAGAUGUAACAGCAUUCAACAGGCCAGAGACUCGGAGUGCUACAGUAACGUGCCUUUGGAGACCAUCUUAAUGGGUCUGUUAAUUGACAGGUCGAAAAGAGGUAUAUUUUAUUUAGCCACGUCUGUGGAGUACCCGUUUUAUUUGGGUGCAAAGGGGCUGAAGCCAGAAUAUGUUUAUUGGAAAACUCUGACUAAUAUCAAUGAUGGGGAUGAUGUGGAGAUAUACACUUGA
This is a messenger RNA of Arctia plantaginis, 1083 nucleotides long. NCBI's taxonomy places the organism in Eukaryota, Metazoa, Arthropoda, Insecta, Lepidoptera, Erebidae. The record is from the annotation of a GenBank genome assembly.